Episyrphus balteatus (marmalade hoverfly) is the source of this 3574-nucleotide messenger RNA. RefSeq names its product RNA polymerase-associated protein CTR9 homolog (gene Ctr9). Lineage: Eukaryota; Metazoa; Arthropoda; Insecta; Diptera; Syrphidae. Gene Ontology annotation, biological process: regulation of DNA-templated transcription. Gene Ontology annotation, molecular function: RNA polymerase II complex binding. The record is from RefSeq and is a predicted model, not a curated record. Bases 100 to 3483 code for a protein of 1127 amino acids. The transcript is spliced from 11 exons. Gene Ontology annotation, cellular component: Cdc73/Paf1 complex.
UCUAAUUUUUUUUGACAAGUGUGUUCGCCGCGUUGUUUUCCUUCCCACAAAAAUUUUAAUUAUAAAUACAAGUUUUUUAUUAAUAAAUCGGACUUUAAAAUGUCCCAAACAAUUGAAAUCCCUCUUAGGGAUACCGAUGAGGUAAUCGAAGUGCAUCCUGACCAAUUGCCAGAAUGCCAAGAAGUGCUUGGUAUUUUGCGUCAAGAAAGAUCUCAACUCAAUACUUGGGUUAAUGUUGCCCUUGCAUAUUAUAAGCAAAAGAAAACUGCUGAUUUCAUUCGACUUUUGGAAACGGCAAGAAUCGAAGCCAAUGUCGAUUAUCGCGAUUAUGAAAAGGAUCAAAUGCGAGCCUACGAUAUGCUUGCUGCUCAUUAUGUGCAGGAAGCAAAUCGUGAGAAAUCGAAAGAUAAAAAGCGUGAGCUUUUUAUGAAGGCAACUAAUUUGUACACAACAGCCGAUAAGAUCAUUAUGUACGAUCAGAACCAUUUACUUGGAAGAGCAUACUUUUGUUUGCUGGAAGGUGAUAAAAUGGAACAAGCUGAUGCUCAGUUCAAUUUCGUCCUCAAUCAAUCGCCAUCAAAUAUUCCCUCAUUGUUGGGCAAAGCUUGUAUAGCAUUCAAUAAGAAAGAUUACCGAGGUGCUUUGGCAUUCUAUAAAAAAGCAUUGCGAACCAAUCCGAAUUGUCCUGCCAAUGUUAGAAUGGGAAUGGGUCACUGUUUUUUGAAAAUGAACAAUCAGGAUAAAGCUAAAUUGGCUUUUCAACGAGCUCUUGAACUAGACCCAAAUUGUGUUGGUGCACUUAUUGGCCUAGCUAUAUUGAAACUAAAUCUACACGAGCCAGACUCGAAUAAACUUGGUGUGCAGAUGCUCUCAAAAGCUUAUACAAUUGAUUCGACAAGUCCGAUGGUUCUCAAUCAUUUGGCUAAUCAUUUUUUCUUUAAAAAAGAUUACCAAAAAGUGCAGCAUUUAGCGUUACAUGCAUUUCACAAUACAGAAAACGAGGCGAUGCGUGCCGAAAGUUGUUACCAAUUGGCAAGGUCAUUUCAUGCUCAACGUGAUUAUGAUCAAGCAUUUCAGUACUAUUAUCAAUCGACACAAAUUGCACCAUCUAAUUUUGUACUCCCACAUUAUGGUUUAGGGCAGAUGUACAUUUAUCGUGGUGAUACAGAAAAUGCUGCACAAUGCUUUGAAAAAGUUCUCAAAGUUCAACCGGGCAACUAUGAAACAAUGAAGAUCCUGGGUUCUCUUUAUGCUAGUUCGAAUUCUCAAACUAAACGAGACAUGGCAAAAACUCAUUUAAAAAAAGUUACCGAACAAUUUCCGGACGAUGUGGAGGCAUGGAUAGAGCUGGCUCAAAUUCUAGAACAACACGACUUGCAGGCAUCUCUGAAUGCCUAUGGUACAGCAACAAGUAUUUUAAGUGACAAAGUCAAAGAGUAUAUUCCUGCGGAGAUAUUAAAUAAUGUGGCUGCAUUACACUAUCGUUUGGGAAAUUUGAUUUUAGCUAAUGAAAAACUUCUCGAGGCAUUGGAGAGGGCGAACACACAAAGAACCAAUGACCCACAAUACUAUGACUCCAUAUCUGUAACAAUGAAGUACAAUUUAGCACGUUUAAAUGAAGCCCGAUGCAGUUUUGAUGUUGCCGAUAAAUUGUACAAAGACAUUUUGAAAGAGCAUCCAAAUUAUAUUGAUUGUUAUUUGCGUUUGGGAUGUAUGGCACGAGAUAAAGGUUUGAUUUUUGUAGCUUCGGAUUUCUUUAAGGACGCGCUCAAUAUAAAUAAUGAUAAUCCAGAUGCACGUUCACUUCUUGGUAACCUUCAUUUGGCAAAAAUGCAAUUUACUUUGGGACAAAAGAAUUUUGAAACAAUCCUAAAGAAUCCAGCUACAUCUAGUGAUGCCUACUCAUUAAUUGCAUUGGGAAAUUUCUCACUACAAUCAUUACAUCAACCAUCAAAAGAUAAGGAGAAAGAGAAGAGGCAUCAAGAAAAGGCAUUGGCAAUUUAUAAACAGGUCUUGCGAAACGAUCCACGUAAUAUCUGGGCUACAAAUGGCAUUGGAUCAGUACUUGCUCAUAAGGGCUGUGUUAUUGAAGCCAGAGAUAUUUUUGCUCAAGUACGUGAAGCAACCGCGGAUUUCUGUGACGUUUGGUUGAAUAUUGCACAUGUGUAUGUGGAGCAAAAGCAGUACAUCAGUGCCAUCCAGAUGUACGAAAAUUGUAUGAAAAAAUUCUUCAAGCAUCAUAAUGUUGAAGUCAUGCAAUAUCUAGCAAGAGCUCAUGUACGAGCAAAUAAACUAAAAGAAGCGAAAAUGGUUCUUCUCAAAGCGAGACGUGUUGCUCCACAAGAUACGGUCCUUCUUUUUAAUAUUGCCAUUGUUCUACAAAGACUGGCAAUGGCCAUUUUAAAAGAUGAAAAAUCUACUCUGCAAGUUGUUUUACAAGCUGUACAUGAGCUAGGAUUAGCUCAUAAGUAUUUCCAGUAUUUGUCCGUUAACGGAGAUAAGACGCGUUACAAUAUAGAAUUGGCUGGCAUAGAAGCAAAUCAAUGCCAAGAUCUGUUGUCCCAAGCGCAAUACCAUGUAACACGUGCCCGUCGUAUCGAUGACGAAGAAAAGUCCCUCAGACGCAAGCAAGAAGAGGAACGUCUUGCAUUCAAACGCAAACAAGAAGAAGAUCGUCGUCUCAGGGAAGAAGAAAAACAUAAGUCUAAAGAAGUCAUGUUGCAAAAACGUCAAGAAUAUGUGGAAAAAACAAAGAAUGCUCUUCUGUUCAGCGAACCAGCACCAGAUCGAAAGAAAAGUGGUGGCCGACCGCGCAAAGACGAUUAUGUUUCCGAUUCUGGCAGCGAUAUGCAAAAUGAAAACUCUGAAAGACCCAAAAAGAAACCCAGCAAGAAAGCUGCUGGUGGGAAAAAACGCAGCAAAAAAUCAGCUGCUGACAAUAACGAUAGUGACAGUGAUGCACCGAAAGAAAAACGCAAACGUAAGGCUGGCAAGCCAAAAGAGAAAAAAGAAAAAGCAUCAAAACAGGAGAAACUUAGUUCGAAACAACGUCUUAAGAUCGUUUCGAAAGCAACAAUUUCAACCAGCGAAUCGGAAAGCGAUCGCGACAAGAAAAAGAAGGGCGGAAGUGAUAGCGACAGUGACAGCAAUACUGAAAGACGUGGACGCAAACGCAUUGUCUCCGAUGACGAGAAGUCAGGUUCGAGAUCGAGAAGUGGCAGCCGAUCACGCAGUAAUAGCCGAUCUGUUUCCAAAUCAAAAUCGAGAUCACGAUCUCGUUCUGGUUCGAGAUCAGGUCGAAGUAAAUCAAGAUCAGUUAGUGGCAGUCGAAGUCGUUCUCGUUCAAAAAGUGGCUCACGAUCUCGAUCAAGAUCUGGGUCACGGUCUGGAUCGGGAUCUCGAUCCUCAAAAUCAAGGUCAAGAUCGAAUUCGAAGUCUAAAUCACGAUCUCGCAGCAGAUCUGGGUCAAAGUCAAGUAAUUAAAAAAGGAAUCAAUAUGGAUAGACACUUGCUUCAUUUAUUCGUUAGUGAAAUUCUACUUUUCUGAACAAAAAAAAAAAAAAAAAAAAACAAA